AUGAUUCUGCCGGAGAUGGAUGACGCCAGGGCGUACCGCGCCAUUCCUUCCGAUCCAGAUGCUGUCGAAGAGGAUGACACAAGCCGAUGUCGCUGGGGGCCGAAUCCCCGCCACCUGGUAGCCACGCUCUCCUUGCUGGUUGUGGAGUGGCUGCUGAUCUGCUGGGUAGUACACCUGGGAGAGGCGCCGCGCUACUACUUGAUAUUCGCCUCGAUGUACGCCUUCGCCAUGGGCGUGGUGAUCCUCGUGAAUCGCUCCAACCCCGGGUUUGUGCCGAAGGACACGGACUUGGAGCUGUACCGGCGAGAAGCAUUACCAGCCACGACGGUCGAGCUCAACCACACCCGCUUCGUUCAGCGCUGGUGCGUCUCGUGCCGCAUGUACAAGCGCCCGCGGGUUAAGCAUUGCUACGAGUGCCGACGUUGCGUUUCGCGCUUCGACCACCACUGCCCAUGGAUGUCCAACUGCAUCGGAGCCAACAACUACAAGCUGUUCCUGCUCUUCUGGCAACACUACCUUGGGCUGCAGAUAUACUCGCUCUACUUCAUAGGACAAUGUAUUAGCGCGAAAUCGGCCGAUACUGACGUCUCGCUUCUGGGCGCGGCCGUCCGGAGCGUUGCCUCGGAGCACCCGCUACUGGUAUGUAUACUCGUGGUGACGUGCAUUCGUCUGCUGCUUGCGGGCUGCGUGUUCGCGGCCCACGGCUAUUUGGUCUGCCGCAACAUGACCCACUACGAGUACCGAUCGCAGCCGUACAAGGGCAACAACCCUUUCGAUUUGGGUAGGUGCGGACUGCACAGAGAAAACGUUGCGAUAGGCCUGUAUCAAAACUUGCGCGCCUUUGUAUUACUUCCGUGGAUCGACUUCUCGCGCGACUGA
Babesia bigemina is the source of this 879-nucleotide messenger RNA. Its product is annotated as Probable S-acyltransferase or Palmitoyltransferase. Gene Ontology annotation, molecular function: protein-cysteine S-palmitoyltransferase activity. The record is from RefSeq and is a predicted model, not a curated record. Gene Ontology annotation, cellular component: endoplasmic reticulum; Golgi apparatus. Gene Ontology annotation, biological process: peptidyl-L-cysteine S-palmitoylation; protein targeting to membrane. The transcript is spliced from 9 exons. Bases 1 to 879 code for a protein of 292 amino acids. NCBI's taxonomy places the organism in Eukaryota, Apicomplexa, Aconoidasida, Piroplasmida, Babesiidae.